CGGAACCGGAAGUGCGGCGAAUCAUAACUUCCACACAUGUGUGGGGGAGAAAGAUGCCUCAUUGCUUAUAGUCAAAUUAUAUUCUAAUAAAAGGUCGACAUAAAUAACUCUAAUUCAACUAAACAAAAGUCGGACCUGAACCCGUUACGUGUGCGCGGACAAGAUGGCGGAGAUCGUUCAGCAUCGCAUCGAGGAGAGAAUCCCUGAGCUGGAGCAGCUGGAGAGAGUGGGACUGUUCACCAAGAAAGAAGUCAAAUCCAUAAUCAAGAGAGCCACAGCUCUGGAAUACAAGCUCCACAGGCUGAUUGUAAACAAAGACGACUUCAUUGCAUACAUCCAGUAUGAAAUCAACAUUUUAGAGCUCGUUAAGAAGAGAAGAGCGCACAUACAUUACCAGUUCAAAAGAGAGGAGAUUGAGUACCCCAUCAUCCAUAGAAUAAACAGUGUCUUCAGAAGAGCAACAAAAAAAUGGAAGGAUGAUGUGCAGCUGUGGCUCUCACAUGUUGCUUUCUGUAAGAAAUGGGCCACCAAAGGCCAGAUCAGUAAGGUGUUCUCAGCCAUGCUUGCUAUACACCCCGACAAACCAGCCCUGUGGAUCAUGGCAGCCAAGAGUGAGCUGGAGGAUAGAAGUUCCUCUGAAAGUGCCAGACACCUGUUUCUGAGGGCUCUGCGCUUCCACCCAAACAACAAGAAAGUCUACCAGGAGUAUUUUCGUAUGGAGCUGCUGCAUUGUGAGAAACUGAGGAAGCAGAGGGAGGAGCUGGAGAAAGCCGAGAUGGACCUGGGGGAAUAUGAGUUUUCUCCAGAGAUCCUGAGUGGCAAACUGGCUGAGGUUGUGUACAGAGAUGCUACAGGGAAAAUCAAAGAGGCCGAGUUUGUCGUCUCACUUUUGAACAUAGCAGCUAUCUUUGACUUCACCAAAGAACUCCAGGACUUCAUCCUGCAAGACCUACAGGCGAACUACACAGAAGACAGCUUGACGUGGGAUUUCAUGGCUAAGAGGGAGCUGGAGGCUCCGGGGGCAGGGGAGGAGCUGCACACAGCCAAAGGCCGGGCCUCAGAUAUCAACCGCAGAGAGGAGCGCUGCUGCCAGGUGUAUGAGGAGGGAGUCAAGAGCCUUGACACGGAGCCCAUGUGGACUUGCUAUGCAGCCUUCUGCCUGGAAAGGCUGAAGAGGAAGACCAACGUCCAAGAGCUGAAGGAAAAGAGGCAGGAGAGGCUGCUGGGAGUGCUGCAGCGCGCCCACGACUCCUCACUGCUGAAGGAGGAUUAUUAUAAGAACUGGUUGCAGACCCUGCUCUCAUCCGGAGAUACUGAGGGAGCGGCCAGCGUUGCUAUGGCAGCAACGCAGCGCUACAGCCAAUCAGUAUCAGUGUGGAGCCUGAGUCUGCAGACACUGAUGCAGCUGGGGAGUGAAGACGUGGGCAGGCUAUUCCAGGAGGCUCUCACACACGUUAGUCCCAAGGAGAGUCUACCACUUUGGCAGCUGCAGAUCCAGUGGAGCGUGGCCAACCAGAGUCCGGAAGAGACGGAAGCUGUCUUCAAGAGAGGUCUGAUGUCUGCAGUAGCGGCUGUUGCCAUGGAGAUGAAAGAGAGCUUCCUUGAUUGGUCGUACUGCACCGGAGGCUACAAGAAAGCUAGAAGGACCUUUACAAGCUUACAGGAAAACCGUCCCUUGUCCAAGGCCUUUUUCACCAAAAUGAUUGAGAUCGAGAAGGAACAGGAGACUCUGAAGAUGAACAAUCUAAGGGACUACUAUGAGAGGGCCCUGCAGGAGUUUGGUACCUCAGACGAUGAUCUGUGGCUGCAGUACAUCCAGGAGGAGCUGGGACCCCUCGGACAGCCAGAGAACUGUGGCAAGAUUCACUGGAGAGCCAUGAAGUUUCUGGAGGGGGAGAGCGUGGAGAGGUUCACUUCCAAGUAUACUCUGAUUCAGACUGGCCACUUAUGAAGGAUCCGGGUAGUGUAGAUCGAGGCCUUUAAGUUUAGAUAACGACAGCCAGUGUUCAACAGCUGAGUAGAGGUUUAUCAGCUGAAUAAGCAGCACAUGUUUCAGAGCAGGUGUUCAUCUUGGUCUUGUUGAAGUCUGGUGCUGUGCCCAUCCAUGAAUUGCCGGUAUUGCAGUUUCUGAAGUUUGCGGUCCAUCAGGAAAAGGCCUGUCGAUUCUUCUUCAAAGGUUUCAGCGGUGUUGGAGGAAAUGUUCUUGAUUGAGCCACCUCUGAUGUUUGCAGUUUCAAGCCGUCAUAUUUUACAGCUGUAAUUCACAACUUUUUAUUUUCAGUUACAGCAGUUCGUGCUGCAUUUGAUACCAGACUGAUUUUGGGAACAUGUAUUGUAAGGAUGUCCAAUUUGAUUGAAUUCCACAUUUAUUUGUCAAACUUUGAUGCUGUUAUAAUAUUAAAACAUUCUUUCAUUC
Epinephelus moara (kelp grouper) is the source of this 2416-nucleotide messenger RNA. RefSeq names its product UTP6 small subunit processome component (gene utp6). The transcript is spliced from 19 exons. NCBI's taxonomy places the organism in Eukaryota, Metazoa, Chordata, Actinopteri, Perciformes, Serranidae. Gene Ontology annotation, cellular component: small-subunit processome; Pwp2p-containing subcomplex of 90S preribosome. The record is from RefSeq and is a predicted model, not a curated record. Gene Ontology annotation, biological process: maturation of SSU-rRNA from tricistronic rRNA transcript (SSU-rRNA, 5.8S rRNA, LSU-rRNA). Bases 164 to 1951 code for a protein of 595 amino acids. Gene Ontology annotation, molecular function: snoRNA binding; protein binding.